Messenger RNA from Triticum dicoccoides, 1959 nucleotides. RefSeq names its product probable lipid-A-disaccharide synthase, mitochondrial. The record is from RefSeq and is a predicted model, not a curated record. The transcript has 8 exons. Gene Ontology annotation, molecular function: lipid-A-disaccharide synthase activity; phospholipid binding. Bases 75 to 1520 code for a protein of 481 amino acids. Gene Ontology annotation, biological process: lipid A biosynthetic process. Lineage: Eukaryota; Viridiplantae; Streptophyta; Magnoliopsida; Poales; Poaceae.
UCUAACCUUUUCUAACCCUUUCUGCCCUCCCCGGCUUUCCCUCCCGUCGGCGCCGCUCUGCUCCGCUGUGGCUGAUGCUGUCACGAUGGAUCCCUGCCGCCGGGCGCCAGCGAGGGCUGCUGGCCAGGCUGGGCUCACGCGCUUAUUCCCACGGGAGGGUAUUCGACGCAGCGGCCCGGGACGGCGAACUUCGGGUGUUCGUUGUCGCCGGUGAGGUCUCCGGCGAUUCGCUCGCUUCGCGCCUCAUGGCGUCCCUCAGGAAGCUCUCCCCUGUUCCCGUUCGUUUUGCUGGCGUUGGCGGAGAAUUAAUGUGCAAGGAAGGGCUGCAAUCACUUUUUCCCAUGGAAGAAAUUGCCAUAAUGGGGUUGUGGGAACUGCUGCCACACAUAUAUAACGUCAAGAGGAAGAUCAAGGAUACUUUAGAUGCUGCUAUACUAUUUCGGCCUCAUGCUGUAGUUACUGUUGAUUCAAAGGGUUUUUCGUUUCGCCUAUUGCAGCAAUUAAAAUGUAGGUACAACCAAAAAGUUGAUAGCCCUCUGCAUGUCCAUUAUGUUGCUCCAUCAUUCUGGGCCUGGAAAGGUGGUGAAAGGAGGCUCUCAAAGUUGCAUAAUUUUGUGGAUCAUAUGUUAUGUAUCCUUCCUUUUGAGGAUGAAAUUUGCAGAUUACAUGGGUUGCCUGCUACAUAUGUGGGCCAUCCCUUAUUGGAUGAUGCUGCUGGCUUAAAUGUGGCAGGGACUUCGCUUCAACAUAAAAAUGUGGACUCAGAAUUAUCUCCUGACAUGUCCAUGCGUCAACGAAGUGGUGAAGCUUUUAGACUGGAGCAUGGGUUGUCUCCAGAUGCCACAAUCUUAACCAUAAUGCCUGGAAGCAGGGUGCAGGAAGUAGCUCGUAUGCUUCCAAUCUUCUUUCGGACUGUGCAACAUUUAAGUCACACUUUAAAUGAUCUGUCACUAGUCAUCCCAGUUGCUCCACAUCGGGAUGUGAGGACCUAUGUUGAAAAUGUAGUUCGAUCACUGCCGUUUCCAGUGGUACUGAUACCUGGGGGGUCACUAGAAAAAAGAUAUGGUGCAUUCAAUGCUAGUAAAGCAGCAUUAUGUACUUCCGGAACAGCUGUCAUGGAAGUAAUGCUAGCAAAGCUACCCUGUGUGGUGGCCUACCAAGCUCAUUUCCUAACCGAGUGCUUCAUCCACCUGAGAAAAAAGAUAAACUUUAUUUCUCUACCAAACAUCCUUUUGGACUCUCCCAUUGUGCCUGAGAUCCUUUUUCGAGCGUGCACAGAUAAAAAUCUAGCUGCAAAACUAAGCGAGGUUAUCUUCAACGAUGAAGUCCGUCAGCUGCAAGUUGGAUCAGCUGAGCGAAUGCUCCAGGUCCUCUACGAACCGAUCAAGCGACAAGGCAAUUUGUUCGCAGAGGAGUUGGGGGACUCGGGCUUGUCAUCAGAUGUCUACUCCCCCAGCACGAUUGCAGCAUUGACAGUGCUUUAUACGGACAAAAAUCGGCGGAUGGUGCACCGGAAUUGAGCGGGCUUUCUCAGUGGUGGAUGAAUGUUUCAUCUGCCAGAGUGCCAGGGCAGUCGCUAUCGGCAGGGGACUGUAUUGGCUGCAGUUGAUGAUUGAUCAUUGGAGGAGCAAAACAUAUGGUUAGGUAAACUUUUUUAGUAUGGACUGAUGCAGAGUUCGUGUCAGCAUCACAAUAUCGUUGUAGAAAUUUCGAACGCAUGUGCUCUGGUGGGUCAAUUGUGUGUGGCCCUUAGUCAUGGACAAAUCCGGAGUGAUGUUUGGCAGAAAAAACUCUUCCAUUUGCCUAAAAAAAAACUCUUCCAUGCAUGGAAUUUGUGGAGAGUGCAGGGAGCAUAUGAGCUGGGGAACAAGUAACUUAAAGAUAUUUAUAUCCUGCAGAUUUUGUAACUGUAAAAUCUGGCCAUUUGCUAAUUUGAUUCGUGCUGCUGCGCUUUUUAAU